AGAGUGCGUGUGCGUUUUUGUUGAGGCUUAUGGCUUUUGAGAAGAUGGGCUGCUAUGGAGAAACAGUGUGUGUGUGUUGUUUAUAGCGGGAACUCUCGCUCAGUAAUUUCAUCUCCGAUUUGUUUCUUCUUGUUCGCAUAAGGAGUAAUAAACUAAAUUAAAAACCCUAGCGAAUCUCAUCUUCUUCUUUUUUUUUUCUCCGCCAUUGGAGGAUCACUGUGUGGUUGGUUCGUCUUCGAAACUGAUUCCGUCUUUUGAACAGAUUUCGAGCUUUGGGUUUAUAUCUCUGUGUACCACUAGGGUUAUCCGCUAGAUCUCAUCGAACUGAAGGAGAAGGGUGAUUUGUGUAGUGAGAUAUGAGUAUGGAGAUGGAAUUGUUUGUGACACCAGAGAAGCAGAGACAACAUCCUACAGUGAGCUUGGAGAAAACUCCUGUUAGAAGGAAGUUGAUUGUUGAUGAUGAUUCUGAAAUUGGAUCAGAGAAGAAAGGGCAAUCAAGAACUGCUGGAGGUGGGCUUCGUCAAUUCAGUGUUAUGGUUUGUCAGAAGUUGGAAGCCAAGAAGAUAACUACAUACAAAGAGGUUGCAGACGAGAUCAUUUCAGAUUUUGCCACAAUCAAGCAAAACGCUGAGAAGCCUUUGAAUGAAAAUGAGUAUAAUGAGAAGAACAUAAGGCGGAGAGUCUAUGAUGCACUCAAUGUGUUCAUGGCCUUGGAUAUUAUCGCAAGGGAUAAAAAGGAAAUCCGGUGGAAAGGUCUUCCUAUUACCUGCAAAAGAGAUGUGGAAGAAGUCAAGAUGGAUCGAAAUAAAGUAAUGAAUAGUGUGCAAAAGAAGGCUGCUUUUCUUAAAGAGUUGAGAGAAAAGGUCUCAAGUCUUGAAAGUCUUAUGUCGAGAAAUCAGGAGAUGGUUGUGAAGACUCAAGGUCCAGCAGAGGGUUUUACUUUACCAUUCAUUCUACUUGAGACAAAUCCUCACGCAGUAGUGGAAAUCGAGAUUUCUGAAGAUAUGCAACUUGUACACCUCGACUUCAAUAGCACACCUUUCUCGGUGCAUGACGAUGCUUACAUUUUGAAACUGAUGCAAGAACAAAAGCAACAACAAAACAGAGUUUCUUCUUCAUCAUCUACACAGCAGCAAUCUCAACACAGCUCUGCUCAUUCUUCCUCCAGUUCUUGCAUUGCUUCUGGAACCUCAGGCCCGGUUUGCUGGAACUCGGGAUCCAUUGAUACCCGCUGACCAAGAAAACUGAGAUUCUAUUCCCAAAGUCUCGAAGAAGAAGAAGAAGAAGAAGAGCAAGUGAUGAUCUAAUUGGUAUACUAAAAAAUUAUACAUCUGGUUUAAUGUUCAACUGGGAGAGACUGUAAAAUGACAAAUUCAUAGGCUUAUCCAAUUUUCCUUUUUAUUGGAACUUUCGUGUAAUAUUUCACCAGAAACCGAGUCGGUUUACUUUUAUCUGA
Camelina sativa (false flax) is the source of this 1456-nucleotide messenger RNA. NCBI's taxonomy places the organism in Eukaryota, Viridiplantae, Streptophyta, Magnoliopsida, Brassicales, Brassicaceae. The record is from RefSeq and is a predicted model, not a curated record.